AUGUCGACGAUGCGGCUUGUGGUGAUAGAGCCAAGGCUGCAGCUUACCUUCCUCCUCAAUAGGCCACCACAGUUUCUCUAUGCGUAUGUGCUAUUUGGCAUCAAGAUGGGCCCACUUGUCAGACACACGAUCGCGGCUAUGGGCCUACUUGCAAUGCGCACUGUCUACACUAUUGUGGCAGGCAUCCACAUCGUCGCUGCCGGCAUGUGCCUUGGAUUCGACCUCAUGGACCAAAUGCAGCAGGCGUUGCCGAUAACGAGCACGGGAUGGGCUGCCAUUUCCGCUUCCGAUGCCUCUGUUGCUGCCCUUAUGCUCUACCUCACGAGCUCACACCAUGAUCAUUUCGGCAGUGGGAGCAUCUAUGGAAUUGUAAUAGGAGCUGGCGUGCGCAUGUCAAUGGCAGGGGAAGGUCAGGGAAAGCCCGGACGACAGCGGAGGGUAUGGGGCAAUGGUGGGUACAGGACAAUUCCGGAAGAUCUGGAAGAUGUUGGAUGA
Messenger RNA from Heterobasidion irregulare TC 32-1, 495 nucleotides. RefSeq lists its product as uncharacterized. The record is from RefSeq and is a predicted model, not a curated record. The coding region runs from base 1 to 495 and encodes 164 amino acids. The transcript is spliced from 6 exons. Lineage: Eukaryota; Fungi; Basidiomycota; Agaricomycetes; Russulales; Bondarzewiaceae.